AGACGGCGCGCGCCCGCGGCUGGCCCUCGGCGGCCCUUGCCCCGCCGGCCCUGCCGCCAUGGCGUUGCCGGGCAUGGCGCAGCACGCGCCGCCGCCGCGGGAGUCCCCGGGGCCUGAGCUCUGCCGGCCCCAUCACCGGCAACCCGGUCCGGAGGCAGAUGGCGGACUCGUGCGCCAAGCUGGGCGCGCCGGAGUCCCUGUGCCAGAAUGGCUUCCGCAGGUACUUCACGGACUCCGCGGGCCUGGUGCCCGUGCAGGGGAGGCGGGCCGUGGAGCACAUGGAGAACAGCUUGGUCCACAGCUGGAAGUCCACGCGGCGGCCGGUGGCGAUGCCGGGCGCGGACCACUACGAGAAGCCCGAGGGCAUCCGGCAGGUGCCGGAGCCGCCCCGCACCAUACACGCCAUCAGGGAGAGGCGCCACCUGCGGCAGCUGGAGUCCAAAGAGGAGUUUUCCGACCGCCCGCAGGGCGUCGGCAUCGUCCACCGCGAUGGCGGGCUGCGGGCCCAGGACCAGCCAGCCCGCGAGGUGGACGUGAGCGCGGAGAUGGCGCGGAAGGCGAGGCCGCUGGACCUCUGGAGCCAGAGGAACGGCAUCCCGUGCGCGUCCCAGGGGGACAAGUCCUACCGCCACCCUGAGUACAACCCCGGCUUCUACGCGGCCGGGGAGCUCGUGGUCGGCAGCAGCUUCGCGCGCGGGCCGCAGGCGUGCGUGUACCCGAAGCAGCUGCCCGCGGGCCACUCGGGCCUGAGCCUGCAGGUCGGUGCCCCCAUGGUGACGUACAAGGAGAAGGAGCAGAGCAGGCUGCAGAGGGAGGCGAGGUCGGAGGUGGAGGACCGGCGGCGCUCGCAGUGUGUGUGUGAGCGUCCUGCGGGAGUGCGACGAGACCUACAACGAGCCCCUGGACUCCGACGACGAGGGCUGAGGGCCAGCUGGCCCGCCCGCGCCCGAGCCGGCCCGCGGCAGCGCCCGGCGCCCCCCGCCGAUCCGGCGGAGCGGCUGCAUCAUUCCGAGCGGGCCCGACGGGAGAGGGGAAGGGGCAGUGGCGAGGGAGGCCCCUGGCCGCGUGAGGCGCAGGGCCUCCUUGAGGAUCCUGGCGGGGCAGCCCCCGAGGGGCGCCCCGCCACCGUCUCACCCCUGUCCCCUGCCGCCCUCCGGACGCGCUGCCCGCCGAGCGCGAGGUCGGCAGGCGAUGCCCCCCAUCGUGCGCGCGCCCGUGCCCCGCUGGAAGCCCUGCGGUGCCGGCUCCGCCGAGGGGUGGGGGGGCCCGUUCCCUGCGGGGGAUGACCUUCUCCUCCUUCUCCUCCUCCACUUCCUCCUCCUCUUCCUCCUCCUCCUCCUCGUAUGCGGGGAUGUGCCUGUCUCUAUCUCCCUAGCCUUGGUCAUGACCGCCCUCCAACGCUGGGCUCCGGAGCUCGCCCGUGUGCUGGGGCGCCUCCCUCCGGCGUGCCGCGAGAAAGUGAGAGCACUUCCUGCCGCUCUGUUCUCCCCUGCUCCUUGCUGCUGCUGCUCCACCUCCGCCUCCG
Messenger RNA from Prorocentrum cordatum, 1525 nucleotides. Lineage: Eukaryota; Dinophyceae; Prorocentrales; Prorocentraceae. The record is from the annotation of a GenBank genome assembly.